Messenger RNA from Betta splendens (Siamese fighting fish), 1244 nucleotides. It is a transcript of the gene ier2b, whose product is annotated as immediate early response 2b. Lineage: Eukaryota; Metazoa; Chordata; Actinopteri; Anabantiformes; Osphronemidae. The record is from RefSeq and is a predicted model, not a curated record. The transcript has a single exon. Bases 121 to 666 code for a protein of 181 amino acids.
UCCUCGCGCUCACUCAUUUCUGUGAGCGCCGAGACCCCGCGCAGACACGGAGCGAGCUCGUGCUUGUUGAGCCUUCGGUCAAAGUGCCAAACAGCCGCGCGUCAUUACGCACGAGAAACAAUGAGUGAAACAACCAUGGAGGUGAACACCGAGGCCAGGCGCAUCCUGGCCGUGUCGAUAAGCAAGCUGUACUCGGCCAGAACCCAGAGAGGCGGGCUGAGGCUCCACCGGAGCCUGCUCAUCUCCAUGAUCAUGCGCUCCGCCCGGGACAUCUACCACUCCGCGCGGGAGAGCGAGGGGCCCAGCGGGGCGCAGCCGACGCCGGAGGAGCCGAUGGACGCCGGCGCGGAGGAACCGGCGCCUCCCGGACCUCAGCCGGAGCCCCAGCCGGCGCCGAACUCGUCCGAGCCGUUCGCCGACGAGCCGGACGCAACGGAGGACGAGGGCGAUUGUGAAAUCACGGAGGACAAAGAGAACUUGAGCCCCGCGAGGCAGUCCAGGAAGCGGCGCGGGAAGGCGUCGGCGGCGCCCGAUUUCCUCCCCAGCAAGAGGGCGAGGCUGGAGCCCGGGGAGGAGCGCCACGCGGCCCCGCCGGGCAGCUGUCGCGUCGUGCCCUGGGAGUCUCUGGUCGCUUUGUCUCUGAAUCGGGUCAUUCCUGCCUUCUGAACAGACGGAGGAGAAAAUGGCCUCCGACGAGACUUUGGGAGGAGAGAUUCUCGACUACAAGCGGGUUGAUCCCCUGCGCGGACCCAGUGUCAGCGCGGGACACGGGGAUCACACGGGCCGCGGGGCGACCUCUCCGGUCGAACCGGGGGCGCCUGCCCGGGAAAAGCCCCGCCGAGGAGGAGGAGAAGCGGGUCAGAGAGCGACGGCCCGGAAAGUUUGAGGAAGCGGAACUGGUGGAGUCGCUUCUGGUUUCCCGGUGACGCACCUUCGGUAGAAUGAGUCCGAACAAGUGACUGCUGCUGACUCAAAGCGUGUGGAUGCGUGAAUCAGCAUCGUGAGCGACGUGAGUCAGUCAGAAUGAAGUGGUGAACCGCAAACAGAUGCGCACUACGACUUCAGGGAACGCACUGCCUUCGCAGCGGGAGGUCGGACUCUGAGCGGCGCCUCCGCUGCUUCUCACGGUGCUAAAAACGGAGGUGACCUGUGUAGAACAAACAUUACCUCACUGUCCAAGCUGCUUUUGUAUUUGUAUGAUCAAAUGUGUGAUGUAAAUAUUUGUAAUAAACAGUGAUAACGUG